AUGCAACUGCUACAACAAUUGAAUACUUUGGACAAUCAAAUGAUGUAUUCUGAAGUCAUUUCACUCGAAACUUUUUUUCUUGUGAUUUGCAAGAAUGAUAAGACGCACAAGACAAAAGAAAACCAAAACCUCAAAAACAUUACAAAAAAUCCCUUUAUUGUCCAUCCGAAAAGGCAGCUCAAAAGAAAAAUCAACAUCACGAGUUUGCGUUGUGGUGACCAUAAUUUAAUGCAAAUGGUUAUCAAAAACCUGAAAUUGUUAAAGUCGGGGACCCUGUGA
Clunio marinus is the source of this 279-nucleotide messenger RNA. Lineage: Eukaryota; Metazoa; Arthropoda; Insecta; Diptera; Chironomidae. The record is from the annotation of a GenBank genome assembly.